CGGCCAUGUCGUGGUAACACCUCUAGUGGGAGAACGAACGACAACACCGUUGCAGAGUUUUGAAAACGAACGUGAAGGAACGAACGGGAGACUGCUGUGCACAUUCGGAGGAACAUUUCAGAGCGAACCUCAUAGUAUUGGCAACCCAGAGCUCCACAACAUUAAGAGACAAAAUGAGUGGAGGGACGCCUUAUAUCGGCAGCAAAAUUAGCCUCAUUUCGAAGGCCGAAAUCCGAUAUGAAGGGAUAUUAUACACUAUUGACACCGAAAACUCAACUGUUGCACUGGCAAAAGUCCGCUCGUUUGGCACUGAGGACCGUCCUACGGACCGGCCAAUUCCACCCAGAGAUGAAGUCUUUGAGUACAUUAUUUUUAGAGGGAGUGACAUCAAAGACUUAACUGUCUGUGAACCUCCCAAACCCACUUGUUCUUUGCCCCAGGACCCUGCUAUUGUUCAGUCUUCUCUUGGAUCUGCCCCUCCUACAGCAGCGUCAUUCCAGUCUGUAGGUCCGUAUGCACCCUUCAGCAGGGCACCUGUUCCCCCAUACAACCAAUUCAGCUCCAGCUCUCUGGUAACCCAGCCUUUUGGAGGAGUCAGCGGAGGAAGCUCAGGGCCCUCCUUUGGUAGUGAUCCAUCUGUACCUCUAUCCCAGAACAGUGCAAUUAGGACUGCUUUCCCCUCUGACACUGUCUCACUGAAUUCACACGUAACCGAAGGUCGGUCUAGUCCCCAGUUGGACCCUCUGAGGAAAAGCCCUACCCUGGAACAGGCGGUGCAGACGACACCUUUGGCUGCACCAGCUGCUCCAGUUUCGGUGGGCUCCAGAAGCCCUGGGUCGGCCAAAGCCAAUCAAAAGCCUGCUGACAGAGUGGAGCAAAGAAGAGCAGCUCCUGACGCACAGAAGAGCACUCAAGCUGACGCAGAUCAAGCAAAGAACGAAAGCCGGGAUGCCAAUAAACGCCCAGCCGUGGGUGCUCCCGUUAUACGGAGGGGCCGUGGAGGUGGACACCGCGGGCGUGGCCGCUUCACUGUGCGCAGGGACGGGCCCAUGAAGUUUGAGAAAGACUUUGACUUCGAAAGCGCAAACGCUCAGUUCAACAAGGAGGAGAUUGACCGAGAGUUUCAGAGCAAACUCAAACUGAAAGAUGAGAAGGCUGAGAAACCAGAAAAGACCCUGAACGGAGAGGACAAAGGAGACUCGGGGGUGGAAACGCAGAAUAGUGAAGGCAAUGCUGAUGAAGAGGAUCCACUGGGACCCAACUGCUACUAUGACAAAUCCAAGUCUUUCUUUGAUAACAUUUCCUGUGAGGACAGCAGGAAAGCUUCAGACAGGUCUGGAGGUUCGUUUGGCAGGGAGCGCAGACAGACUUGGGCAGAGGAGAGACGGAUGAAUGCGGAGACCUUUGGCAUCCCUCUGAGGCAUAACCGCGGACGCGGGGGCUUCCGGGGCAGGGGCGGCAUGGGAUUCCGCGGGGGCCGUGGACGCGGAGCCAGUAGAGGGUCUUUCGGGCCCCCCCGCGGCCCCGGCGCCGGGACUGGCUUCAGAGGAGGAUUCCGAGGAGGUCGGGGGGGCAGAGAAUUUUCCGAAUUCGAAUACAGGAACGACAAUAAAGUGGCUGCAUAAUGGAACUGGAGAACAUUGAAUCAAAGCUCUCGAUGGUCCAGAAAUAAGAUUCGCUUUCAACUCCUGACACACAAAAAAAGAAGACAGUACUUUGUCUCUCUCUCUGACACCAGCACCGGGGACAGACUGAUCCACUUCAACAGGCGAAUGCAGCUUCUUG
Chanos chanos (milkfish) is the source of this 1785-nucleotide messenger RNA. It is a transcript of the gene lsm14ab, whose product is annotated as LSM14A mRNA processing body assembly factor b. Gene Ontology annotation, biological process: cytoplasmic stress granule assembly; P-body assembly. Gene Ontology annotation, cellular component: P-body. Gene Ontology annotation, molecular function: mRNA binding. NCBI's taxonomy places the organism in Eukaryota, Metazoa, Chordata, Actinopteri, Gonorynchiformes, Chanidae. The record is from RefSeq and is a predicted model, not a curated record. The transcript is spliced from 11 exons. Bases 174 to 1625 code for a protein of 483 amino acids.